Molecule: messenger RNA, 2625 nt
Organism: Capsicum annuum
Lineage: Eukaryota; Viridiplantae; Streptophyta; Magnoliopsida; Solanales; Solanaceae
Product: photosystem II protein D1-like
Exons: 3
Coding region: 1593-2351 (252 amino acids)
Biological process (GO): photosynthesis, light reaction; photosynthetic electron transport in photosystem II
Cellular component (GO): photosystem II; chloroplast thylakoid membrane
Source: RefSeq, a predicted model, not a curated record
UCCAAUUGAGAAUUUUUAUUCAUCUUACCAUUUAAUAACUCAUAAUCAGAUCUUAGUAACUAACUAUUUGCAACUUGACAAUUUAAACUAGACCUUUGAAGUGAUUAAAUUUAAAUAUUAUUUAAUGGAUGAAAAUGGAAAAUUUUUCAAUCCCGAUACAUAUUGUAACAUUAUUUUAAAUCCAUUCAAUUUGAAUUGGUCAUUUCUCCAUCACAAUUAUUAUAAAGAGACAUCUAAAACAAUUAGUCUUGGACAGUUUAUAUGUGAAAAUGUAUGUAUAGCCAAAAAUGGACCGCCCCUUAAAUCGGGUCAAGUUAUACUUAUUCAAGUUGACUCGAUAGUGAUAUGAUCAUCUAAGCCUUAUUUGGCCACCCUCGGAGCAACCUUUUAUGGCCAUUAUGGGUAAACCCUUUAUGAAGGAGAUACAUUAGUUACAUUUAUAUAUGAAAAAUCAAGAUCUAGUGAUAUAACACAGGGUUUUCCAAAAGUAGAACAGGUGUUAGAAGUGCGUUCGAUUGAUUCAAUAUCCAUGAAUCUAUAAAAUAGGGUUUAGGGUUGGAACAAACGUAUAACAAGAAUUCUUGAAAUUCCUUAGGGAUUCUUGAUUGGUGCUGAGCUAACUAUAGCGCAAAGCCGAAUCUCUUUGGUUAAUAAAAUCCAAUAGGUUUAUCGCUCCCAUGGGGUGCAGAUUUAUAAUACGCAUAUAGAAAUUAUUAUACGUCAAAUAACAUCAAAAGUAUUGGUUUCAGAAGAUGGACUGCUUAAUGUUUUUUCACCCGAAGAAUUUAUUGGAUUGUUUCGAGCAGAACAAAUGGGUUGCGCUUUGGAAGAUGCAAUCUGUUAUCGAGUCAUCUUAUUGGGAAUAACAAGAGCAUCUCUCAAUACUCAAAGUUUCAUAUCUGAAGCGAGUUUUCAAGAAACUGCUCGAGUUUUAGUAAAAACGGCUCUUCGGGGUCGUAUCGAUUGGAUAAAAGGCUUGAAAGAGAAUGUUGCUUUUGGGGAUGGGGGAAGGGGGUGAUACCCAUUGGUACCGGAUUCAAGGAAUUAGUGCACCCUUUAAAAUAACAUAACAACAUUCCUUUGGAAACAAAAAAAAAGAAUCUAUUUGAGGGGGAGAUGAGAGAUAUUUUGUUCCACCACAGAAAAUUAUUUGAUUCUUGCCUUUCAAAAAAACUUCACGACAUAUCCGAACUAUCAUUAAUAGGAGUAAUGAUUCCUAACAACGGAUUUAUCUCUUUGGUUAUCUGUAUUUGGGAUAGUUAUUUGCUUUGGUAAUAAAAAGAAUAAUAGUUUGGGUCGUGUAUCUACAUCCAAUCUAUGGUAGAAGAGAAGGUUCCAUCGAAAUAAUUAUUUAUUUUAGUUCAGGGUUCCUCAUCUUUUUUUAAAGAAUAAGAAAAAUGAGGAGGUUGUAGGGAGAAAUGACAUGAAGAUAUUGGAACAUAAAUUUGGAACAGAAGAUGGAGGCAGGAGUUCAUUUUGGUCAUGGUACUAGGAAAUGGAAUCCUAAAAUGGCGCCUUAUAUCUCUGGAAAAACAUAAGGAAAACUCGUGUGCUUGGGAUUCCUUGAUGAUUAAAUAAACCAAGAUUUUACCAUGACUGCAAUUUUAGAGAGACACAAAAAUGAAAGCUUACGGGGUCGCCUCUGUAACUGGACAACUAGAACUGAAAACCGUCUUUACCUUGAAUGGUUUGGUGUUUUGAUGAUCCCUACCUUAUUGGCGGCAACUUCUAUAUUUAUUAUUGCCUUCAUUGCUGCUCUUCCAGUAAUUGAUGGUAUUCGUGAACCUAUUUUAGGGUCUCUACUUUAUGAAAAUAAUAUUAUUUCAGGUGCCAUUAUUCCUACUUCUGCAACUAUAGGUUUACAUUUUUACCCAAUCUGGGAAGUGACAUCCGUUUAUGAGUGGUUAUACAAUGAUGGUCCUUAUGAACUAAUUGUUCUACACUUCUUACUUGGCGUAGCUUGUUACAUGGGUUGUGAGUGGGAGCUUAGUUUCCUUCUGGGUAUGCGACCUUGGAUUACUGUUGCAUAUUCAGCUUCUGUUGCAGCUGCUACCGCAAUUUUCUUGAUCUACCCAAUCGGUCAAGGAAGUUUUUCUGAUGGCGUAGCUGGUGUAUUUGAAGGCUCCCUAUUCAGUGCUAUGCAUGGUUCCUUGGUAACUUCUAGUUUGAUCAGGGAAACCACAAAAAAUGAAUCUGCUAAUGAAGGUUACAGAUUCGGUCAAGAGAAAGAAACUUACAAUAUUGUAGCUGCUCAUGGUUAUUUUGGCCGAUUGAUCUUCCAAUAUGCUAGUUUCAACAACUCUCAUUCGUUACACUUAUUCCUAGCUUCUUGGCCUGUAGUAGGUAUCUAGUUUACCUCUUUAGGUAUCAGCACUAUGGCUUUCAACAUAAAUGGUUUCAAUUUUAACCAAUCUGUAGUUGACAGUCAAGGCCGUGUAAUUAACACUUGGGCAUAUAUUAUUAACCGUGCUAACCUUGGUAUGGAAGUUAUGCACGAACGUAAUGCUCAUAACUUUCCUCUAGACUUAGCUGCUAUUGAAGCUCUAUCUACAAAUGGAUAAGACUCCAGUCUAGUCUAUAGUAGGUUUUGAAAAGAAAGGAGCAAUAAUCAUUUUCUUGUUUUAU